CAUUGAGAUGAGGCAGCCAUGGUAACCAUUGAACGAAAGGUUUGCCCAGUAAUUUCGGAUUGGAAGAUUCUUAAAACAAUACUAAAAACGAAUGCAGCCCUCAAAUUUUGUUUCAAAGAGUAUUUUGUAAGUUGCAAUAAUGAAUUAUUUUCGUUUUUGAGCUGGAGUGGUUGAUUUCAAAUUUGUACUAUUAAAAUUAUAUGAAGCGUCUUUGAUGUACUGUGUUAGUGACAUCGUGGAUCAAUUUGUGUACAUAAAUCACGUGAUAUUGUGAACUGAGAAGAAACGCAGAUCUUAACAUUUGUAAAUUCCGUCCUUUAGAAUGUGUUUGAAUUGUUCAUGUAAUGGUAAGUAUGCAUUUCUAACAUAAUAUGUUUCGAACGUUGCAGGUUUUAGAGGUGUUUGAUAUGUCUAAUGGACAGGGAAUAUACAUUUUUCAUUUGAGUUUUACAAUAAUUGGGAAUUUCUGUUCAAAUCUGUGUACAGAUAUUGGGAACACCUAGGAAUUCCCGAGUGUUCGUGCACUGGGAAUGUGUACGUUCUCUUUUAGUACAUGUAGCUAAAGGGUUCCCAAGUUCUCUGUAGUGAAAUUCCCAAGUUUCCAUAGUGAAAUUCCUAAGUUCCCUGUAGUGAAAUUCCCAAGUUUUCUGUAGUGAAAUUCUUAAAUUCUCUGUGGUGAAAUUCCCAAGUUCUCUGUAGUGAAAUUUCCAAGUUCUCUGUAGUGAAAUUCACAAGUUUCCGUGGUGAAAUUCCUAAGUUCUCUGUAGUGAAAUUUCCAAGCAUUCUGUAGUGAAAUUCACAGGUUCUCUGCAGUAAAAUUCAAAAAAAAAUCUGUUUUAGGAUUCUUUGAGAAAUAUUCUUUUCAAUAGCAAAUUAGCUAUAAUAUUUUACAUCUUCAUUUGGCGUGGAGCCUCAAUAUAAAAUCAUCAGACUUAACCCAGGUAGGACUGAAAGAAACAGGUGAGUGUUGUGGCUCACAUAAAUCCUUAAUAUAAAUUGCAUAACAAUCUAUAUCAUACAUCGUAAGCUGUGUUGGAUCAAUAGAAGGCAUAAUUACAUAAGUUUUAUUUACGAUGCAAAUGAAUAUUCGUGGUGUUGAAGUGCCCGAUAGCAAAACACGAUCGUUUUGCAUUUUGAUACACGUCCAUCGUAUUGCAGCUGAUUUCCCGAACGUUAAAUGUAACUCAAUAAAUCAGCUCCGUAAAUUACAAUAACACUUAUUGACAGUCCGGAACGAUUCCGUGGCAUUUAACCAGAGUAAAUAAGUGGACAUUAAUAUAGAUGUCUGCUCUCUUUGGAAUGGAUUAAUCGACACUGAUAUGGCUCGUGAACGAAAGCCAUUUACCAGAGUACAAUGUAAAAAUUCUUCGAGAAGUCAUUUGCCGUAAGGGUUUUUGUUGUCCUCGAAUUAUAGAAAACCACAGUGGCGUCCAGCAAACGGUAACCACAUACUCGUCAGGUAGAUCUGCUAUUGAUUCUUAUAUCGUUUACUAAUCAUCAUGCGAUGACAAAAGCGCCACGCUUCACCAUGGUGACUUACUAAUGGCCAGUCAUCAUUAAGAUUUAGCGACUUCCUGCAUCAGACCAGAUUGAAAUGAAGCGCAUCUGUUGACUCGUUCUGUGAUCGAUUUUAAUUUUCUCGCGUCUCAGCGGACCUCUUUUUUAACGAGGACGAAUAUUGCGCAGCCCUGAGCAAUCUGUGCUUUAUCUUUUGUAGAGUCACUGGCGCGCACUGUCUCCCGCCUCUUCGGACGCUGUUGUCACGGACACUGACCUCCCAAGGGCCCAUGUAUCCUCCUUCCAGGCGAUAAUGCAGACUAGGGGACGCCGGAAGAGUAUGCCGAUUUUCCGGACGGAGUGUUUGGACAUCUCUGACAAUGAAAGUGAUGAGGAUCCCUACAACCAUAGUAUUCGGCGCAGGCGAUCUAGGCGUCACAGCAGACGACACUCUAGGCGCAGCCGACAAACAUCGCCUGCACAGACAGUCCGAAUGCCACCUAGAAACCACGUGGGAAACGAUGACUACGAGGAAAGUUGUCCAAAUGCAGGUGAAAUAGGCUUUAUAUCACGUGAUAUUCCUAAUCAAAGAGAGCUAUUUUUCUACAUGUCGGGGGAUUCCGAUAACGACAGUAUACCCGAAACUUCCGAUUAUUUACUGAGUAAUAGGAAGCCGGAUGGUCAGAGUCAUGAUUCUUCGGAACACCUCGUAAAUGUUCUGUCUCCUGAUCAUAUGGGCAGCAUUUCGUACAGCGGACCGCCUGAAUCACAGUUUAAAUAUCCGUCAAAUAAAAGCCCGGAAAAGAUUGUGAUAGACAGUGUGUGCCGAGAUAUAGAGCGAAGGUUUUCUAGCGAAGUCGUAUACCAGCAUAACACACCACGAACCGAAAGACGUCGAAAGAACCCAAGUGUUGACCCCAAUUAUCUAACUCCAGAAAACCCAGAGCGGAACCGAAGUUAUUCGUCGGAUUCCAAUUCGUCGAUGAGAUCUUUCGUGUCCUCCAUCACUGAUUAUGAUAACGCUGAAAUCCAUCAAAUUCCUUUCACUCAAGACUACUUCACAUCGUUGGAGCCACGGGAAAUUCUUUUGUAUCGUGACGUCAUGGAUCAAAGCACGAGGUCUUCCGGGUUAGGCAUGCGUGUUAUGUUUGGCAAAAAGGGUUAUGGCGGGAAGCUGGGGGCGUUUGUAUCAAAGGUGGAUAGAAACGGACCGGCCGACUCCUACGGAAUCCGGAAAGGAGAUCAGAUACUUCUGUGGAAUGGGAAAUCCUUAAUGGGGACCACUCUAGAGGAAUCCAUGGAGGUCAUAGGUCAAAGUUCAGAUGUAGUUCAGCUCCUGGUAGUGCAUCAUACCACUAGUUUCAGCGACAACGAAGAGUCGAGUACAAAUGGAUGUGAAAAAUUUGCCCCACACAGUGCAACGACCCGAGAGAUGGACGAUCGAUCCAACUGCGCGACACCUCCUACUUCUCUUAAUCUCACCCGGAAGCGGAGAAUGCUUCCGAAAACUCCGGUUGAAAUCAAGAAAGAAGACCGGCGUGUCAGUGGUUGCGUGCGCAUGGCAGUGACGCACGAAGAUCUGUGUUUACUGGUGACGCUAGACAAAGCGGAGAGCCUCGUUUCUGUUGACCAUCACACGCCGUUAAAUCCUGUAGCGAUGGUGCACCUUCUGCCCAACCGUGGAGGUUUUCCAAUGCACCAGACUCGGCUCCAAUUCAACAUGGCUGACCCCACCUUUGAUGAGACCUUCACUUUUCACGACAUUCAGAGGGAGGAGCUGUCGCGCCUAUCUCUGGAGGUGACACUAUGGACAGUAGUGGAGGACCAGCACCUAUUUCUGGGGGAGGUACUCCUCGACUUCUGCGACAUUCAGCUGGAUAAUCAGUUCCGGACUUACAGUCUACAGGACCACGACGAAAAUAGUUCACCGCUUCCGGUGCGGAAACGGAAACAAUCGUCUGACGUGACCACGACAAGUCCCAUGACGUCGAUUAAUGAUGGCUCCAGUUGGUCAACCAGUCCUGGUGUCCAGUAUUCGCCUUGGAAAGACCCCCUGCAGAGUGAAGACAGAGGUGCAUAUCAUAUGACCAGUGGAUAUGCCAAUGGUCGGGACCGGCGGUUCAAGCUCAAUGUAACCCAGUCGGUCCCUAACUCUCCACAACUGUCCCCCAUCAGCGCCGCAGAGGACUCGGUAUACCUUGGAGGAGACCACCGUGAGAGUAUUCCAUCAUUAGUCAGGAAGAGAAUGUCGAGCGCCAAAUCGAAAGUAGCUGUCCUCGCUGUAGAAAGUCGCCGCCACAGUAUGUAUGACCGUAGGAAGCUGACUGUUCGCAGUUCCAGUCUGUCUGAAGAUACUGCGGAGACGGCAUGGUCUGGCCGUAACUAUGACAACCCAUCGCCCAUCAGUCGCCGUUCUGCCGUCAGCUGCAUGUCAGGUACAGAAGAACUUAGCAAACCGCCACAGCCUCUUAACGCGGGAGACGGCACUAAUCACUUCCCGGAAGAUGAUGAUGAUAACUCCAGCGAAUACCAGGCUAGUGGUGUUUGUGGUACUUUUGGGAGAUUGGACCCGGACGGAAAUGACGUAGCGUCACUCCUUGGCCCUGGGCAAGUGCCCCCGAAACCGUCGAGUGAGACGGCCAUUUGCGGUAGCAUACGUCUAGCCUUUAUGGUGUCCAAAGGUCAGCUAGAGGUUGACAUCAUCAACGUCACGGACCUAAACAGGAGUCCGCAUAGUACUCCUCCAGAUACCUACGUGAAGGCUUAUUUAGUUGGCGGAUCCAAGGUUAUACAGAAGAAGAAAACUCACACUGUAAAGGCUUCCUUCAGUCCCUUCUUCCGCCGCACGAUCAAGUAUUCCGCCUGCAACAUCCAUGGUCGCGCCAUUAAGGUGAUUCUGUGGGCGCGUCAUGGCGCGUUCGACAGGAAACAGUCCCUGGGUGAAGUGGUUAUUAAGCUAGAUGGCCUCGAUCUGAUGCACCAGUCCAGUAACUGGUACAAACUGUUCCCGUCCGGGGCGACAGACUUCGGCUCAAACGAAUCUCUUCAUCUCUGGUGACUCGAAUGUUACCCUUCACCUCAACAUCACUUGAUCGGUCAUGGGGAAACGACACUGUCUCGCACAUAAACACGACCGAGUGACUGUAGGAUGGGUAUAUAUACUGUCCAUUAUAACAGUAGAAGAGGACAGUCUGUCUCGCUCUUAAACACGACCGAGCGACUGUAGGAUGGGUAUAUAUACUGUCCAUUAUAACAGUACAAGAGGACAGUCUGGGUGAUCAGUUAUUACAGCAGAAGAGGACAGUCUGGAUAUUAGGAUGGACAAUGGACAGGUGUGUGUAGUUCAUGCGACUUUUGUUGGAAAUACACCCCGUCCUAUGAAUAUGUACAGCACUGUAGAAAAUGUAAACAAUGCCCGGAGAUAUUCAGCAAUUUAUAACAGGAUAUAGACAUAUUCACGGAGCUAUAUAGGUCACUCACUACCCAGGAGUCUAUAUAUAGGUCACUGUCUAUCCAGGAGUCUAUAUAUAAGUCACUGUCUAUCCAGGAGUCUAUAUGUAGGUCACUCACUACCCAGGAGUCUAUAUAUAGGUUACUGACUAUCCAGGGUCUAUAUAGGUCACUCACUACUCAGGAGUCUUUAUAUAGGUCACUCACUACCCAGGAGUCUUUAUAUAGGUCACUGUCUAUCCAGGAGUCAAUAUAUAAGUCACUGUCUAUCCAGGAGUCUAUAUAUAGGUCACUCACUACCCAGGAGUCUAUAUAUAGGUCACUCACUACCCAGGAGUCUAUAUAUAGGUCACUCACUACCCAGGAGUUUAUAUAUAGGUCACUCACUACCCAGGAGUCUAUAUAUAGGUCACUCACUACCCAGGAGUUUAUAUAUAGGUCACUCACUACCCAGGAGUUUAUAUAUAGGUCACUCACUACCCAGGAGUCUAUAUAUAGGUCACUCACUACCCAGGAGUCUAUAUAUAGGUCACUCACUACCCAGGAGUCUAUAUAUAGGUCACUCACUACCCAGGAGUUUAUAUAUAGGUUACUGACUAUCCAGGGUCUAUAUAGGUCACUCACUACCCAGGAGUCUAUAUAUAGGUCACUCACUACCCAGGAGUCUAUAUAUAGGUCACUCACUACCCAGGAGUCUUUAUAUAGGUCACUCACUACCCAGGGGUCUAUAUAGGUCACUCACUACCCAGGAGUCUAUAUAUAGGUCACUGACUAUCCAGGGGUCUAUAUAUAGGUCACUCACUACCCAGGAGUCUAUAUAUAGGUCACCGUCUAUUCAGGGGUCUAUAUAUAGGUCACUCACUACCCAGGAGUCUAUAUAGGUCACUCACUACCCAGGAGUCUAUAUAUAGGUCACCGUCUAUCCAGGGGUCUAUAUAUAGGCUGCUGACUAUCCAGGAGUCUGUAUAUAGGUUACUGACUAUCCAGGGGUCUAUAUAGGUCACUCACUACCCAGGAGUCUAUAUAUAGGUCACUCACUACCCAGGGGUAUAUAUAGGUUACUGACUAUCCAGGGGUCUAUAUAUAGGUCACUGACUACCCAGGGAUCUAUAUAUAGGUCACUGACUAUCCAGGGAUCUAUAUAUAGGUCACUGACUAUCCAGGGAUCUAUAUAUAGGUUACUGACUAUCCAGUGGUCUUUUGAUAUGUCACUAACUACCCAGGGGUCUAUAUAUAGGUUACUGAAUGCAUGACUAUCAUGGGGCCUUUAUAUAGGUCACUCACUACCUAUAUAUAGGUUACUGAACUACUUAAACAACUACAUAUAUUUCUUUUAUUGUCGGUGCUGCAUGCAAAAUAUAAUUGAUUGUUGUUAACAGGUAACAUAUAUUAGAUGAUAUAGUGUGGGCUUUAACUUCCAGACAAGCGGUGCCUUUAUAUUCACAAUAUCGAUCCCCAUUUUAUAUCUUGUCUGUAUAUAUAACUCACAACACUGGUGCUUGUUAUGUGUCUAAAUAUACCGCAAGUUUCAAAUGGUGUUCUAAAACAUAAUUAACAUGAAUCAAGAUUUUCCAUUAAUUUUUAUGAACGUCACGAAACGGUUCUGUGAAUUUCAUGUCUUCGAAAUUUUUAUUUGAGAUGAGAUGUUACGUGGGAUGAGAUGUUCAUGAUAUGAUAUGUUACAUGAGUUGAGAUGUUAUGUGAGAUGAGAUGUUACGUGAGAUGAGAUGUUAUGUGAGAUGAGAUAUUGUGUGAAAUGAGAUGUUGCGUGAGAUAAAUGGUACGUGAGCUGAGAUGUGACGUGAAAUGAGAUGUUAUGUGAGAUGAGAUGUUACGGGAGAUGAGAUGUUAUUUGAGAUGAAAGACGUGAAACUUAAGUUGGACGACUUGUUAUGGAUAGACUUAAUAUGAUAUCCUGAACUGUAUACUUUAUAGAGCAUUGUAUGCAUACCACAGUAUUAAUUUGAUAGAAAAAGAAAGUAAUGUUGCAUAUCGAUGGUCAUUAAAUUGUUAUUUUGAUUUUA
Molecule: messenger RNA, 6971 nt
Organism: Ostrea edulis (European flat oyster)
Lineage: Eukaryota; Metazoa; Mollusca; Bivalvia; Ostreida; Ostreidae
Product: regulating synaptic membrane exocytosis protein 1-like
Exons: 17
Coding region: 1811-4555 (914 amino acids)
Biological process (GO): calcium ion-regulated exocytosis of neurotransmitter; regulation of membrane potential; intracellular protein transport
Cellular component (GO): presynaptic membrane; cytoskeleton of presynaptic active zone
Molecular function (GO): small GTPase binding; transmembrane transporter binding
Source: RefSeq, a predicted model, not a curated record